Messenger RNA from Talpa occidentalis (Iberian mole), 1440 nucleotides. RefSeq names its product sialic acid-binding Ig-like lectin 13. Gene Ontology annotation, cellular component: plasma membrane. Lineage: Eukaryota; Metazoa; Chordata; Mammalia; Eulipotyphla; Talpidae. Gene Ontology annotation, biological process: cell adhesion. The record is from RefSeq and is a predicted model, not a curated record. Gene Ontology annotation, molecular function: sialic acid binding. The transcript is spliced from 8 exons. Bases 1 to 1440 code for a protein of 479 amino acids.
AUGGAGGCCGGAGUUCGCUCACAGAAGGAGCAGAUGCCCCCAAGGCCAGGGGCCCUGGCUCAGGAGGAGAGAUUCUGGUUGCGCCUGCAGGAGGAGCGGGUGACGGUGCAGGAGGGCCAGUGCGUCCUCGUGCCCUGCAACGUCUCCUACCCCAAGGAGCACGGCCCAGCUUACGGCUACUGGUACAGGGACAAGGGAGAGUGUCAGGGUACACAGGGUGACCUGGUGGCCACAAACGACCCAAAUGGAAAGGUGCAUGAGACCCAGACCCCGCAGCGAUUCCACCUACUGGGGGGCCCCUGGAACGACAGCUGCUCCCUGGACAUCAGAGACACGCGGAGAGGGGACACGGGGACCUACUACUUCAGGGUGGAGAGAGGGGGUCAUGUGAGACAUAAUUACUGUGAUCAGCGGCUCUCUGUAAACGUGACAGCGCUGACCCACAGGCCGGACAUCCACCUCCAGGGGCCCCUCCAGUCCGGCCGGCCCAGGAACAUCACCUGUGCGGCGCCCUGGGCCUGUGAGAGGGAGACACCCCCCACCUUCUCCUGGACGGGGGUUGGCCUCGGCGCCACGAGCACCGACUCCCCGGUGCUCACCCUCAGCCCGGGGCCCCAGCACCACGGCUCCAACCUCACCUGCCGGGUGACCUUCCCCGCAGUGAACGUGAGCACAGAGACCACCGUCCGGCUCAGCGUGGGCUAUGCGCCCCAGAACCUGACCAUCCAGGUGAUCAGGGAAGAAGGUUCAGGGCCUGAAGCACUGGGCAAUGGCUCCUCUCUCCCGGUGCAGGAGGGCCAGUCCCUGCGCCUGGCCUGUGUGGUCCACAGCAGCCCUCCCACCAAUCUGACGUGGGUCUGGGGGAGCCAGAUGGUGAAGUCCUCUCCAAGCCUACACUCCGUGGGUGCGGUUGGCACAUGGGAGCACCCCCAGACCCUGGAGCUGGAGCUGGCCAGGGUGCGCCUGGAGGACCACGGGAAACUCCUCUGCUGCGCUGAGAACCCCCUGGGCUCCCAGGAGGCCUCCCUGAGUCUCUCUGUGGAGAGGGCACCAGGAACCUGGAUGUGGUUCAUUCUGGGGGCCGUCGGGGGAGCAGGAGUCUCAGCCCUGCUUGGGUUCUGCCUCGGCAUCCUCAUGGUCCCUGGCUCCCCCCCACACACCACGCCAGCUCCCCUCCCCAAACAAGCUCUGGCAAGAAGCUCCCCAACAGCUGUCACUCAGCCCCAGCCCUGCCGCCCCCACAUCCAGGGGCACCAGGGUGGAUCCUGGGCUGACAGCCCCCCACGCCCCCAGGGCCCAGCGGAGGCCCCCUCAGAGGAGGAGCAGGAGCUGCAUUACGCCAACCUCGCAUUCCUCAAGGCAAGCACCAGGGCCUUUCUGGUCCAGGAGACCCCUGAGUACGCCGAGGUCACCGUCCGACAUGGAGCCGCCCUCUCCUGA